Malus domestica (apple) is the source of this 1605-nucleotide messenger RNA. Lineage: Eukaryota; Viridiplantae; Streptophyta; Magnoliopsida; Rosales; Rosaceae. The record is from RefSeq and is a predicted model, not a curated record.
ACAUAAUUUAAUUCCCUUCACUCUCCCCAAUUUCCACUGUCUCUUCGCCUUCCUCUUCUUCUUCGCUCUUCUGUCAACCUUCAACUCCCUCCCAACAGUCAAAAAGUCAAAGCCCAAACCACCGUCCGAUGACCACCUACGGCACGAUCCCGACCUCCUCCUCGUCUUCCCAAGGCCCCUCCGGCGAGUACAUCUCACGCGCCAAGGACCGCAUCAGGGCCGGCCUCGGCGCCCGCCGGCCAUGGAAGCUGAUGUUCAACUUCCGGUCCUUCAACUUCCCCUCCUCCUUCUCCGACGCCUUCGGGCGGGUCCGAUCGAACGUCGCCUACUUCCGGAUGAACUAUGCCAUCGUGGUGCUCCUGAUCCUGUUCCUCAGCCUGCUCUGGCACCCGAUCUCGCUCAUCGUCUUCGUCGUCAUGAUGGCCGCCUGGCUCUUCCUCUACUUCCUCCGCGACGAGCCGCUGUUGCUGUUCGGAAAAACGGUAGACGACCGCGUCGUUUUGAUCGUGCUGGCGGUGGUGACGAUCGUGCUGCUGUUCUUAACCCACGCGACGGUGAAUAUUCUGGUGGCGCUGCUGAUUGGGGUUGUGUUGGUGAUUGCGCACGCGGCGUUGAGGAAGAUGGAUGACUUGCCGGUGGACGAAGAGAACUCUGCGUUGUUGACUACGCCUGCAUCUUCCUCUGCUUAAAUACUCCAAUUCGAUUCUCUGUUUUCUUUUUCUUUUUCUUUUUUUGUAAUUUAUGGGUUUUGGUGAUCGAAGUUGUUGAUUGUAUCCGCCACUCUGCUGCUGCACCCAAUUUGUUGGUUUGUGAUGAAUCUAGUAUUUUUUUUUUUUUUUUUUUAUGGUGGAAAAUUGUUGUGCAUUUUUGUUCCCGAUUUUGUUUCCUACGUGCUCGUGUGUCUGUGUAAUCUGGUUCUGCCUUGUCAAAUGGUAUUUUUACUUGUCCUCGCUCAUGCUGAUGAACUAGCCGAUGAGCCGACCCUGGAGGAACCAGUCGUCAUAACUUGAGUGGCAUAGAUGUUUCUGCGGAGUUGAACAUGCUCAACUGCUCUUUUCUUAGAUUGGAGUUGAACACACUUUUCUAAGGAACUACUAAAAUUUUGUCUUUGCAUUUCAGGAUGCACUGCUCCAGAAACGGAUCAAGUAUAACUUGCAGGAUCCCGAUCUGCAUCAUUCUUUCAUUAUGUGGAGGGGAUCUUCUGAUUCCGGAGUCAUAUAUAUAUAUGUUUCAAGUGGAGUCGUGGUUUUGUUGACUCGUGUCAUUUGAUAAUUUUUGCUUCAGGAAUGCUCUCCGGUGGGGAAAGAAUACCGGUUCAGCUAAAACUAAAGCGUGCUGGUUCAGCAGUUUAUAACAGAGCAUCUUCACUGGAAGCAUUGGUUGGUUAUCUUUACCUGAAUGAUAUGGAACGUUUAGAAGUCAUGGUAAAGUUGGGAUUCUCAACAGAUUCUUCUGAGCAGUUAAUUUGAGAGGAGCCUGAGGAGGUAAACGGUACGUCAACACAAGCCGUUUCGUGCAUUCAUGCAGUAUACUUAUUUAUUUUUCUUGAUAGAUUGUAUUUGGCGGGGGAAAGGCUUUAUGUUAAUUUGUUUUCUCGUUGGUUUU